AGCCGGGCGGCCCGCGAGUCCCCUGAGUGCACCAGCCCCCGCUGCCGCGGGACCGCGGCCGGGACGGAGCUCCCUGCGCGCCCCCCGGGGGCCGGCAGCGGCCAGGAGGCGGCGCGGGGCUCGGCCGCUCGGCCCUGCAGCUCCGCGCACCCGGCAGCGGCGGCGGUGCAGCCUCGGGCGUUCGGACAGCCUCCGAGCCCAUGGCGGGGAGCGACGUGGACAACGAGGCCCCCGCACGGAGGGGCGGCGCGGCGCGGCGUCCGGGGGCCCCGGGCGGACCGGGAAGCGAGGCGGCAGCCGGCUGCCCGGAGCCGCUGUCCACUGCUGAAGCGCCGGCUGAGAGCGCCACGCUGCCCGCCUGGAUGCGCCUCUACUUCUACGGGAUGCACGGGAUCACCCUGGAUGUGCUGGUGUCCUCGGCCCGGCGCUUCGCCCGCAGCCCGGACCUGCGGAUGCUAGGCUUCUCCUCGCCCUACCGCUGCCUGCUGCACUCGCUCACCCAUUUCGCCCUGGAGAAGGUGUACCUGCAGCAGCGGCGCUGUCCCAGCGCCUUCGUCUUCAAUUUCCUCCUCUACCCCUCGGCCCACGUGGGGCUGCAGACCCUAGCGGGCCAGGCGCUACUACUCAGCCUGGGCGGCGGGGCGGGGGUCGCGGUGGCGCCAGGGGCGCUGGACCUGGCGCUGCAGUACGUGCUGGCGCUGUACCACUGCCAAGUGUUCCUGAAGCGCUUCCUGCGCUUGCGGUACGGGCGACAGAGGCGGCGGCAGCAGCAACAGCAGCAGCAGCGGAGGGGCGCGCUUCCCGCCCCUCCCGGCCCCCGGGUCCCUACUGCAGCCGGAGCCCGGCGGCGACGACCCCGUGGCCCCAGGGGCGCCGGGGGAGCCCCCAGCCAGGGGCUGCCCGACCUACCCCGCUUUCUUUUCUUCGGAAUGCACGGCUUUCUGGAUGAGAUCUUCUUCACCUUCUUCUUCAACGUACUGGGGCAAGGGGACGGGACAACCAGCGGCCACACGUCGCUCUGGUCCUUCUUUAUGUACGGCAGCUGCAGUUUCGUGGUGGAAAAGCUCUACUUCCACCUCCACUACAGCCGCGGUUGGGGCACUUGGAAGCGGGUGCCCAUCUACGUGAUCUUCAUCUACGUGUGGGAGCUGUCCUGGGGUCUGGGACUCCGCACGUGCGGGGCUUGUUCCUGGGACUAUUCUCACUACCCGCUCAAUUUCAUGGGCCUCAUCACCCUGAUGUAUUUACCUGGCUGGAUAUUCCUUAGUGUGUACCAGGACCUAAUUUCCAACGUGUUGUGGAGGGUGCAGUACGUACCAACUAACUAAAACCAAAAAAGAAAGAAAGAAAAGGAAAAAGUUACUGGAUUCCCAUGGAUGGAUGCGAUUUAUUUUUACACAUUGAAAAUGAAGUGGGUUUUUUAGUCCUUUAAUUUUUAUACGCUUUACUAAACUCUUCCAAAUUGUUUUAUUCCACCUUUUAGUUUUUCUAUUUGAAACCCGUGUAUAAUAUACUUUGAAACACUACUCGAAACAUAAUUCAAAGUACUUUAUUCGCCAAUGUUUUAAAACGUUUACAAGCCCAAACGUUUACAAGCCCAAACAGCAAAACCGUUAUACCUUAACAUCAGAAUCAUGUAGUAGUGUUUACCCUUCUGGCCAUAGAUGAGUGAUAGCUACUAAUUUUUUUUUUUUUGGCGAGGGGGAUCUUUAAAUCAGAGACCAGUGAUUUUUACAAGAUUUGGCUAAAUUUUCUGAUUCAGUGAUUUGUUUACUUUCUUUUUAAUCUAAUUUCAUUUUAAUUCCUUGCCAUAUUUACCAAUGACUGAAGAAACUCAAUGUCUUGUACUCUUGAGACUACAGUUAAUAGCUCUUAAAGUGCCUCCGUCUAGCACACAAGUGAAAAGAGGCUGAAAAAUGUGAAAGCACGUUCUAUGAACAGAUUUUUAAAUGAGAGGUCUUUUCUAGCAACUCAGACAGGUGACACUGUGUUAAGAUAUUUGAUCUCCAUCCUGGAAAUGAUUGCUUUCCAAUGUGGGUAAGCCUUAAACACCAGGUGUGUUAACGUUGAUCAGAUCCUGUGUUAUCUAUGGCUGUAAAUUUUUGUUACUGUGCAAUAAUGUAAAAUGUUUACCUUACAUAGCCGAGGGCCAAGUGAAAUUGUAUCACCUUCCACAGUGUUCUAACUCCAAGGACCCUUUUCUACAUGGAACUUCAAGGGCAGAAACAUUACCUUUGAAUAAAAUGAACCUGAAUGUUCACUCUAAUUACA
Molecule: messenger RNA, 2271 nt
Organism: Nomascus leucogenys (northern white-cheeked gibbon)
Lineage: Eukaryota; Metazoa; Chordata; Mammalia; Primates; Hylobatidae
Gene: TMEM229A
Product: transmembrane protein 229A
Source: RefSeq, a predicted model, not a curated record